Molecule: messenger RNA, 1558 nt
Organism: Erpetoichthys calabaricus (reedfish)
Lineage: Eukaryota; Metazoa; Chordata; Cladistia; Polypteriformes; Polypteridae
Gene: wdr45
Product: WD repeat domain 45
Exons: 12
Coding region: 265-1341 (358 amino acids)
Biological process (GO): protein lipidation; protein localization to phagophore assembly site; autophagy of mitochondrion
Cellular component (GO): phagophore assembly site membrane; cytosol; extrinsic component of membrane
Molecular function (GO): phosphatidylinositol-3,5-bisphosphate binding; protein binding; phosphatidylinositol-3-phosphate binding
Source: RefSeq, a predicted model, not a curated record
AGGCUUUAUCAACAAAAUCAUCAACAAGACGAAUGAGAGAGGCUGUCAAAGCAAUGGGUGCGAGAACUGUGCCUGAAAGUUCCUGUUUUACGUAGACAAGCGGGCUGUAGUUUUUCACGGCAUGUGUCCUCUUCGAAUUAUUUAAUGUGGUUGGAAAGUUGUUGAUUCGUAACAAAGCAACCAGCGUAUUGUUUCCGACAAAAUUUAAAAAUCACAGCUUAAAUCUUCAACAUUUACAAGAAAUUGUGAGAAUCACUUUCCAACAUGGCACAACAGCGAGGAGUCAAUAGCCUGCACUUCAAUCAAGACCAGAGCUGUUUUUGUUGUGCCAUGGAAACUGGUGUUAGAAUCUACAAUGUGGAGCCACUUAUGGAGAAAGGCCACCUUGACCAUGAGCAGGUUGGAAGUGUAGGUCUGGUUGAGAUGCUUCAUCGGUCAAAUCUGCUUGCCAUUGUUGGUGGUGGCAGCAAUCCCAAGUUCUCUGAAAUUUCAGUGUUGAUAUGGGAUGAUGCCAGAGAAAGCAAAGAUUCAAAAGACAAGCUGGUUCUGGAAUUCACAUUCACCAAGCCAGUGUUAGCAGUUCGAAUCAGAUACGACAAGAUCAUCAUUGUUUUGCGAAGCAGAAUAUAUGUUUAUACCUUUCCAGACAACCCUUCAAAACUUUUUGAAUUUGAUACAAGAGAUAAUCCUAAAGGUUUGUGUGAUCUCUGUCCUAGUUUGGAGAAGCAGCUUCUUGUCUUUCCUGGACACAAAUGUGGAAGCCUUCAGCUUGUGGAUCUUUCUAACACUAAACCAGGAACUUCAUCUGCUCCAUUCACUAUCAAUGCACACCAGAGUGAGAUUGCUUGUGUGGCCUUGAAUCAACAAGGCACUGUGGUGGCAUCUGCCUCUAAAAAAGGAACACUUAUCAGGCUGUUUGACACCCAGACUAAGGAGAAACUGGUGGAGCUCAGGAGAGGCACAGAUCCUGCAACUCUGUACUGCAUCAAUUUCAGCCAUGAUUCCUCUUUCCUGUGUGCCUCUAGUGAUAAAGGCACAGUCCACAUCUUUGCCUUAAAAGACACAAAGCUAAAUCGAAGAUCUGCGUUAGCUCGCGUUGGGAAAGUGGGGCCAGUGAUUGGCCAGUAUGUGGAUUCACAAUGGAGUCUGGCUAGUUUCACUGUUCCGGCAGAAUGUGCGUGUAUCUGUGCAUUUGGGAAGAAUACCUCAAAGAAUGUUAACUCAGUUAUUGCCAUUUGUGUAGAUGGCACUUUCCACAAAUAUGUGUUUACCCCAGAUGGAAACUGCAACCGAGAAGCUUUUGAUGUGUACCUGGACAUAUGUGAUGAUGAUGAUUUCUAAACAGAUGAUUUGUUGUUAAGCCUGUAUAGACAUUUUUAUCCAGUAAGAGAAUCAUCCUGGUGUGGCAACAUUCAUCCCAAAGCAGCAAGAGAUAAAAGGGGAACUCUUUAUUGUAGCAAAUUAAGUAAUAGCACCCUUGGUAUUUGGGUGUAAAAUUUAUAGGUUUUGGCAUAAUUUUUAGUUUCAUGUUUUUGGAUUUUUAAAGCUGGUAUUAAAA